CCAUCGCAUGCUAAUGCCGCAGACUCCAAUGCAGAAGCAGUACCUAGGUAGUCGAGAAGCAUCAUGUUGAGAACCUUGCGCAGCAGGAUCGAGAUGUGCCAACGGCCGUGUUUAGGGACUUUGAGUCUUGUCCUAACAAAAACGGCGCUGUGGUUAUAUCUGCUGGUUACAUGCUUCCUGCUGAUCCGCGAAGGUCCGGCGUCUCUAGCUCGAAAGCUGGUCAAUUGAGACUCGAGGACCUUGACACCGGCGGCAAGCUAGAGAAACCGGCGUGUCACUAGAAUGCUUGGUCGAUUCUUGGUUGCUGCUUCAGGCCAAACCCGGCGCUACGGCCUGCAUCACGUGAAGCGCGAUCAGCGGUGAUGAGCUGGACUCGGGUCUAGACAAUUCAACCCUUUCUCGCGUCGCCUCUUCAACUUCAUCGCACCACCGAUAAUUGAUAUUUUCCUGUUUCCGUCACGGCGUGGUGAUAAAUGCCGUCUCCGUCGCCUCCCCGGUCACCGGCGAUGCAGCCCGAUCCCAAUGUGGAGGAAGAGGAUGACCCCGGAUACGAUUCCGCUAGCGAUCAGACCGCGACGACAUCGCUAAACUCGUCCAUUUUCGACUGGGUAUAUGAGAACGGUCGGCGGUAUCAUAGCUAUCGGCCGACGCAAUAUGUUCUUCCAAAUGAUGAAGAGGAGCAGGAACGGCUGGAUCUUACGCAUCAUCUGUUCACGCUCGUCCUUCACGGCGCCUACUGUCUAACUCCGCUGGAAAAUCCACAGGCUAUCCUUGAUGUUGGCACUGGAACGGGAAUCUGGGCCAUCGAUAUGGGUGACUUGUACCCCUCUGCAGUCGUGACCGGUACAGAUCUAUCUCCAAUUCAGUCCCAAUGGGUGCCGCCAAACGUGCGGUUUGAAGUAGACGAUGCGAAUGAAGAGUGGACGUUUCCAGAGAGCCAUUUCGACUUUAUCCAUGCACGCACAAUUUGUGCUGGGAUUCGAGAUUUCCCAAAGUUUCUGGCAAGCUGUUAUAAGCACCUCAAACCUGGAGGCAAGAUUGAAGUCUCCGAAGGCAGAGCCAAUUUUUUUUGUGACGACAAUACUCUUCCCGCCGACAGCUUCACCAAGAAAUAUCUGGAUGAAUUGCAUCGGUGUGCAAGCUUGAUCAACCUGGACAUGGACCACAUUCCAAAAGUCCCUGGCGAGCUGGAGCAGGCCGGUUUCACAAACGUCAACUUUGUCCAGAGGCAUGUUCCACUGGGCACAUGGCCCAAGGACAAAUCACUGAAGAUCAUUGGCAAGAUCUUCCGGGAACAGUUUGUGAACAGCGCCUUGGAGGCAUACAGCCUGAAGCUGCUGUGCGAAGUCGGCGGCUGGUCACUGGACGAGUUUCGGGUUUUGUGUGCCAAUGUGAGACGAGAGAUUGCCGAGAACAAGAUGCAUCUAUACACUUUUUGUUCGUUUGCCACGGCAGAAAAGCCUUUGACUUGAGAUCCUACCUUUCCGAUUCUUGCAUACAACAAAAGUGAAUGCAUCCCAGUUAACCUUGCCUGGUGACCCUGAUGGCGGGAUUGCACCGCUUGUGUUACGGGCUCCGUUAUCGUGCUGCAUUGUUGACAGUGAUGGGCACCGGCAGGCCCCCACUUGAGGCCGACUAAUGGAGCUGUGCUUCUACUACCCUGCCCUUUCAUGGCGUUAUGGGAAGUUUCCUGGGACCUGAUCACCAGUGGUACUGGGUCAGCGCUUUGCUGGUGAAGUUGGUAUGGUCAAAAUUAUUGACUUUCUGAUUGCGAUCUGGGGAUCCAGCAUGUGGCGUGGUUGAAGAGCCGGAGUCCUUCUGCUGAAGCAUAAUUUGUCAUGUUAGGUCAAUACUUAGCUCGGUACAGGGACAGAUAUCUGUACGGGGCCACUGCCAUCCCUACGAGGUAACUCGGCAGGAAGGCAAGAGAAGGGCCUGACACAUCGUGAGUUGCUGUCCCUUCGACGAGACUCUCGACGGCUUCCUGUUGGUAAUGGCGUCGAAUUUUCCCAUGCAAGUGAAGUGCGAAAGACGUUGAACAAAAUUAUCAAGCAGCGCUAUCUGCGGCGAUGUCAGCAUGUAUGCAGCGUGCCUCUGUGGUAAGCUCAUGUCUCCCCAUUGCUUCUCGCAUAUCGGGAAAGCAAAGCAGGUGUUGCCAGAGCAGCUUGCAAAGAUCGUCAUCUUUCUGCAAGCCAGAAGGACGCUAGAAGCCGCUAGAUUCCUGUCCAUAUGUGCUUCUGCGACAGGAUUGACAUGUGGAUGGGCGGAAUUGACACUUGCAGAACCUGUUGAAAAAGUAAAAGUUGCGGUACCUCAUGUCGGUACAGAGUCAGUGAACAUGGCGCAACUAUCAGUAUUGAUUCGAGCUGAACAGUGGUAUGUUGGCGGCGUCUGAAUACGGCAUGAAUUGAAAUCAUCCACUGACAUCAUUUUGUUGUUGCUGAUGCUUGAUCCGCUUGUGGCUUGCGCUCGAAUCCACUAUCAAGAACCUAGCGAAGCGGCUCGCAACCGGCUUUUUAGCAUUCACCCAUUGAACAUGCCCAAGCACUCUUAACGUAGGAUUCGUCUAUCGAGAGCUUGUGAUCUUGUGCACAUGGUUGCGUGAUGCUAGUACGGUACGAAAGGCGUCGCAGCCGCUUUGGUCGUAAAAAUCUGCAAACCGACCGAUAUCUUGGCCAGCGAAAGGCGGCACGCGAGAAGAGACUGUCAACGGAGCGCUAAGGGGUAAAAAAAAGAAUCCGGGCGCCUGAUCCCUGGCUAGCGAAGCCUCUGUCCCCACCGAAUGCGACUUGAGUGAUACUCUGUCUCCAUGUAGCCAUCCUAGUGCUUCACGCGCCGACAAACAUUGUGGACGUCUGUACCAUCUCGGUUUGAGGAGUAGUGGGAUUAAUAGUACCAGCACGGGGAAUGUCCUAGCAACAGGCAGUACUAGCCGGUAGCCAAACGAAGACUACUACGAACUGUCCACAAUGCCAGUGGUUGCA
Exophiala dermatitidis NIH/UT8656 is the source of this 2984-nucleotide messenger RNA. RefSeq lists its product as uncharacterized. Gene Ontology annotation, molecular function: methyltransferase activity. The transcript has 2 exons. Lineage: Eukaryota; Fungi; Ascomycota; Eurotiomycetes; Chaetothyriales; Herpotrichiellaceae. The coding region runs from base 474 to 1472 and encodes 332 amino acids. The record is from RefSeq and is a predicted model, not a curated record.